CCUGGAGACUCUGCAGCUCCGCAGCAUCCUCAUCAAAGCCAGCGGUGAAAAAGUUGCGCCUCCUCACUUCUCUCCGUCACUCCGCCGCUUCUUCUGCGGGUUUCAAACUUUCCUGCUGCUGGAUGGAUCCGUGAUGCGGACAAACGCGGAGAAGUGAACUUUUUCUCUCUCUGUCUCUCUCUGCUUCUUGUUUUGUGUCCAUGCUGAGGGGCGCGGACUCAUUUUGGGAAUACUUUCUUCUUUUUCUGCCAAAAACUCCGCUCCGUGCGCACCGUCCUGUAGAUGUGGAUUUCACGUUGUUGCAGCGGAUUUUCUGCACCGUUGUGUUUUUUCUUUCUUUUUUUCUUCCUCGCUGAGAGAGAGAAAAGAAAAGUUUGACUUGAACUAAAGCGAAGAGGGAAACGGGGCGGAGAGGUGUCCGGACACACUGCUCGGCCGGGACGAGAGGAGACUGGGGACAGUCCGGGGACGUCGGCCAUGGAGACUUCAGCGUCGAGAGCCGCCGAGAAAAAAGACAAAAUGGACGGGAACGCUUUCGGAGACCUCCCGAAGAAGCCCUCGCCCUCUGAGACAAGAGCCCCCCACCACAUCUUCCCAACCUUCCACACGCCGAUCCCGAUUGACAUGCGCCAUCACGAGGGACGAUAUCACUACGAGCCACACACUCUACACACCAUGCACGGCCCUGCGGGUUUGGCCGGCAGCCCCGUCAUCUCUGACAUCUCCCUGAUCCGCCUCUCGCCUGCUGCCGUAGCGACCGGCGACUCCCCGUUCAGCCCGCCUCAUCCCUACGUCAACCCUCACAUGGAGCACUACCUGCGCUCCGUGCACGGCAGCCCCACCCUGUCCAUGAUCUCAGCGGCCAGAGGACUCAGCCCAGCCGACCUGGCCCAUGAGCACCUGAAAGACCGCGGGCUGUUUGGACUUCCUCCCCCUCCUCCCGGGGCCAGUCCGGCAGAGUAUUACCACCUGAUGGCCAGCCACCGGAGCCCCUACGGCGAGCUGCUCAUGCAGGGGGCCGGGGCCACCGCGGGGGCCCACCUGACCGACUACAUCACCCCCAUCGACGUGUCUCGGUUCUCCAGCCCCAGACUGACGCCCAGGCUGAGCAGGAAGAGGGCUCUGUCCAUCUCGCCGCUGUCCGACGCCAGCAUCGACCUCCAGACGAUGAUCCGCACUUCUCCGAACUCGUUGGUGGCGUACAUCAACAACUCGCGCUCCAGCUCGGCCGCCAGCAGCUCCUAUGGACACCUGUCGGUCGGAGGGCUCAGCCCGUCCUUCCCCUUCCCUCAUCCCAUCAACCCCAUGGCCUACCAGCAGCUCCUGUCCCAGCAGCGGGGGCUCAGCGCCUUCGGACACACUCCUCCUCUCAUCCAGCCUCCGCCUGCCUUCUCCAGCCGCCAGCCGGGCCUCGGCCUCUCCUCCCUGCCCGCCUCUGCCCACAACAGCGACCUGACGUCCAAGAACCCCGGCAGCGACUCGGCCGUCAGCAGCACAGUUGACCCCAUGAUCACCAAAAGGUCAAAGGUGAAGAGCGAAGCAGAGGGACUGAGGCCUUCGUCUCCUUGCUCACCGAACCAUCAUGGCAGCCUGUUGGACCUGAAGGACGACGUGGACCGGGACGAAUGCAAACAGGAGCCCGAGGCCGUUUAUGAAACCAACUGCCACUGGGAGGGCUGCAGCAAGGAGUACGACACGCAGGACCAGCUGGUCCAUCACAUCAAUAAUGACCACAUCCACGGAGAGAAGAAGGAGUUUGUGUGCCGCUGGGAGGACUGUUCGCGGGAGCAGAAGCCCUUCAAAGCUCAAUACAUGCUGGUGGUUCACAUGCGCCGACACACAGGGGAGAAACCACACAAGUGCACGUUCGAGGGCUGCUCCAAGGCCUACUCCCGUCUGGAGAAUCUCAAAACCCAUCUGCGCUCACACACUGGCGAGAAACCCUACGUCUGUGAGCACGAAGGAUGCAACAAAGCCUUCUCCAACGCCUCGGACCGAGCCAAACACCAGAACCGGACGCACUCCAAUGAGAAACCUUACGUAUGUAAGAUCCCCGGCUGCACCAAGCGAUACACAGACCCCAGCUCUCUCAGGAAGCACGUGAAGACGGUCCAUGGCCCCGAAGCCCACGUCACCAAGAAGCAGCGCAGCGACCUGCCGCCCAGGCCGCCGGCACCCAGGGAGAACGGAGAGAACGAGACGGGGCCCAGAGAGAGAGUCCAGACGGAGGACAAGAUCUCUGACAACGGCUCCUCCAGAGGCGUGGGGGACUACCUGCAUGUCAAAUCCAUCAAGACAGAAAACUCUGUGAUGUAUCAGUCCAGCCCUGGCGGUCAGUCAUCAUGUAGCAGCGAACCAUCACCACUUGGCAGUGCCACCAACAAUGACAGUGGAGUAGAAAUGGCGGCGCACAGCGGGGGAAGCCUGGGGGACCUCAGCACCCUGGACGACCUGCCCUUUGUGGAGUCCUUGGGCUUUGAAGAUUCCACCGGUGGAGUCGCGGCGGUGGGUCUCCACUUCCGAAAGCAGCUCGGCACCAGCCAGCUCCUGGAGCAUCUGAAGAAGGAGAGGCUGAAGACGGUGAGGGACUCGUGUCGGUGGGCCAACAACCUAACACCCCCGGUCCUCGGCACCAAGCUCCCACCCAUACCAGCAAGCGGGUCCCUCCUGGAGAGUCCAAGUAUGGGUGGUGGUCUGGUCUCCUUCCCUGGUUCAGGAUUGGGUAAGCUGAGCUCUGGUAAAUCAACUCUGCUGGAAAACCUUUCAGAGCGCCGUGACAGCACCUCCAGCACCCUGAGCUCAGUUUACACCCUCAGCCGCCGCUCCUCGGGCAUCUCCCCCUGCUACUCCAGCCGGCGCUCCAGUCAGGCCUCGCAGUUUGGUGCCAACCGCCCCAGCAACGUCAGCUCUGCUGACUCUUAUGACCCCAUCUCUGCCGACAUCUCACGGCGCUCCAGUCAGGCCAGCCAGUGUGGAGGAAGCAGCGGAGGAGCAGGAGGAUGGGGAGGAGGAGGACUAGCCAGCCCCCUCAGCCUGACCCCAGCCCAGCACUACCGCCUCAAGGUGAAAUAUGCAGCUGCCACUGGGGGUGCACCACCCACCCCUCUUCCAUACAUGGAUCAAAUGUGUCUAAAGACCCACACAGCCCUGUACGGGGACCCCCAGAAAUCCUCCACCACCAACAAAGGCCUGUCUUCCAGGCAGUACAGCAGCUAUGCCACAAGGAGCCUGAUGCCCCAUGAGGUCCCGUCUAACAUCCCCCGCCGAGCCAGUGACCCUGUGAGACGGGUGACCUUAGACUCUCUCAGCCAGCCACAGAUGCAGCGCUACAACAGCAUGGGCACACUGACCAUGCAGCCCCAUCCACCUCCUGCAUCAGAUCGCCGUCAUUCAUCCCAGCAAGGCUGCCAGCGAUCAGAUGGCCUCCACCACUACCCCUACAGCCUGCGACCGCCCAGCAUCUCUGAAAAUGUCACCAUGGAGGAGAUGACGGGUGACAUUCCUGAGGAGGACCUGAUGCUGCCUGACUUCAACACUGACAACGGAGACGCAGCCUGCAGAGUGUCAACCAAUCAACAGGACUUCCAGCAGUCGUACUAUCAGAGAAGGAUGGCCAUGACCAACAUGAGCCCCAGCAUGAGUCCAGGGCAGCAACGACAGACGUGUCCAUCUUCACCGAGGGACAACAGGUCCAAUUUAUCUGUGACACUGGGACGUACAGACGUUGGCCAGCACUACUCCAAACUACAGGUCCGAGGGAACCUGGCUGUCCUCCAGCAAAACCAGAACUUUGGAUCUUUUUACAACAAUCUGGGCUCCAACCAGCAGAUGAUUCAAAACCAUGCUAACACAACACAGCAGAGAUGCAAACAGCUGAACACUGAACCAGGAGCAAACUGCAUCCAGCAACAGAGAUUCCAGCAGCCGUCAAAUCUCAACGAAGCCACUGGCUGUCAGUACAGGUUUGACGAAGGCAUCGGCCCCUAUGAUAAGAAUGGUAACACCACCUGUCCGACUUACACAGCAGCAGUGAACGGGAGCAUGCUGAGCCCCACCUGCAAACAGGAGCCAGUUAACAUGGAGAAUGUUGACAUGCACUUUGCUGAUGCUGGAUUUCAGCCUGUGCAGGUUAAAGUUGAGGACCGUGAGGGAUCUAUCAUGAUUUCAGGUCAGCAGAAUUGUAAUAUGACCUCCCAGAAUCCCUUGCAAACUGGCAGUCAGAGUCAUCUCCAGCCAAGACCACCAACAGAACCCAAAUCUCUAAACAGGCACCUGUCAGGGCCGAAGGUGAUGCAGCAAACACGGCGCCCAAAUAAUGCGAACCCAGAAUUAUCAAGUGGUGGAGUUUUAGGACUUCACUGCAGCAACAGCUCUGAUGACAAUGCCAUGUACUACACAGGGCAGAUUCAAGUAUUUGAGCCAAAUGGGAACAUGGACCAUCGUGUUUCUCCUGCAGUGAACGUCCCUCCUUUUGAAAAUGAUGCAGCGUCUCCCAGUUCAGGCGACAACCAGGCGUCCAGGACUGUAGACGCAGCACUGGAACAAGCGCAGAUAGACUUUGAUAGCAUGCUCGACGACGGGGAUCACUCCAGCCUGAUGUCAGGAACCCUGAGCCCAAGUCUGCUCCAGAAUUUGUCCCAGAGUUCCUCUCGCCUGACGACACCCAGGAACUCGGUCACGCUGCCCACGGUGCCAGCGGGGACCGGAAACAUGGCCAUUGGGGACAUGAGUUCGCUGCUGACUGCUUUGGCAGAGGAGAGCAAGUUCCUCAACUUGAUGUCUUAGCCACAUGUCAUAGAAAAUUUUUGCAGAAGUCUUGAACUCCUUAUGCACAAUAAACAUUCAUCCACAGACUUAAAAUUGAUGUGACUAUGUGCCAAAAAGCCUCUGCAGUGUGUGGCUCUUUUCUUUGUUUUCUUGUACAGUCUCAUUUGAUGAUUAUUUAAAAUGGCAAUUUUCUAUCUUUUUUAAAAGCCAUAUUUUUUGUUUUUUGCCUUAGGUAGUAAAUAUUAUGUAAACAACAGGUCUGCAGUAAAAUCAGUUUACUAAGUGCCUGGCUCAGCCGAAACAUCACUACAUUUAAAACGUGUAAACAACCAGGUAAUUAUCUGACACGUAUCAUCGUCACCAACAUGUUUAAAACGUUUUACACUGUAAAUUACUUGAGGUCAACUUUAUUUUAUCACGUUGCUCAUUUCUGCUUGAGGAGAAAACUGUUUCUCCAUCACCACAGCAUUUCAAGUUUACAGUCACUGUCCUCAGCGAGCCAUUAUUUGAUUGCUGCAUUGCUGCUGAGAUUAACUGUGACAUCUCAGUGUCAGGCAUCACAGACUUGAUAUGUGACUGGAAUUAUGAACUCAUGCGUUGAAGAAAAAAACCGGCAGAGCUCUUUCAGCGAGAACAGAGGACUUCAGUGAGUAGCAUCUGAGGAGAGAAUCAAACUUUUUCCUUUUGUACAUUGUUGCACCAGUUUGUUGUGCUGGUUAAAUGUAAAUAUCAUUUGUACAUUUUUUUUUAAAUACAAUAUUGAUUUUUUUA
Lates calcarifer (barramundi perch) is the source of this 5538-nucleotide messenger RNA. Its product is annotated as zinc finger protein GLI2-like. Gene Ontology annotation, biological process: smoothened signaling pathway; regulation of transcription by RNA polymerase II. The record is from RefSeq and is a predicted model, not a curated record. Lineage: Eukaryota; Metazoa; Chordata; Actinopteri; Centropomidae. Gene Ontology annotation, molecular function: DNA-binding transcription factor activity, RNA polymerase II-specific; RNA polymerase II cis-regulatory region sequence-specific DNA binding. Gene Ontology annotation, cellular component: nucleus.